Molecule: messenger RNA, 2411 nt
Organism: Ruditapes philippinarum (Manila clam)
Lineage: Eukaryota; Metazoa; Mollusca; Bivalvia; Venerida; Veneridae
Product: neuronal acetylcholine receptor subunit alpha-3-like
Exons: 9
Coding region: 309-1892 (527 amino acids)
Biological process (GO): signal transduction; regulation of membrane potential; chemical synaptic transmission
Cellular component (GO): neuron projection; postsynaptic membrane; synapse
Molecular function (GO): transmembrane signaling receptor activity; acetylcholine-gated monoatomic cation-selective channel activity
Source: RefSeq, a predicted model, not a curated record
GGAUCUUUGUGAGAAAGCUUUGUAUGUCAGUAUGCGUGGGGUAGUAAAGAAACAGUCUACUUUUUGUCAAGGUUGAAAUAUUUAUAUUAAGUUUUGUAAAUAUUUUACCAAGAGCUGGCAAUCAAGUCAAACACAUAAACAAAAUAAAGAAUAGAAAGCCAAGGCUCAGGCUUGAUUUUAGUGGUUUACGAAGGAGGUCCAAGCUUAUUUGUAAGUGGUUAACGAAGGAGAAUAUUUGAUAUACCGGGACAUGAGUUUAUGAACUAUCGUUCAGUGACUAAAAGCAUAUAACAUAUUUAUGAUUAUUGAUGGUGAUAAUGGAAUAUACCACUGUGAAAAGUGUCUUCUUUUCCACAUGUAUAGUUUUGUCAAGUGCUUUUCUGCCCGACGAACAAGCUCUUAUGCAAAAGAUAAUAACAGACCAACAUUAUGACAACAGUGUGAGACCAGUGUAUAAUUCAUCUAGAAAUGUAGAGGUCUCGUUUGGAUUUACUCUUAUACAGAUUAUGGAUAUGGAUGAAAAGAAUCAACUUCUUGUUUUAAAUGCAUGGCUGGAAAUGAUAUGGAUAGAUGAAAGAAUCAGCUGGAACAUCAGCGAGUAUAACGGUUUAGAAAUAGUUCGUCUGCCAGCAAAACUUCUUUGGCUACCAGAUAUAGUCCUGUAUAACAAUGCUGACGACUACACAGCGGGAUUUAUGCCAAUUAAUGCUAUGGUAGAUUAUAACGGCACUGUUUUCUGGCCACCUCCGGCAAGACUUAAAAGUUCUUGUAAAGUGGACAUCACCUACUUCCCUUUCGACCAUCAGGUGUGUGAACUGAAGUUCGGGAGUUGGUCUUAUGACAAAGCACAGGUUGAUUUAUUAACUAAAAGCGGUGUUGUUGAGGUUUCACGUUACGUAACAAAUGGAGAAUGGAUGUUAACAAAAUAUGAGAUCAUCAGAAACGAAGUCGUAUAUCCGAUAAGCCCAGCCAUAUAUCCUGACGUCACAGUGAUAUUAACAAUUCAGCGACGUAUUUUGUAUUAUGUUCUCAACAUAUUAUUUCCGUGUUUUUGGCUCAACAUUCUUAGUGUUCUGACGUUCUGUCUUCCACCCGACGCAGGGGAGAAAAUCACGCUAAGCAUCACUGUCCUGCUGUCGUACUCCGUGUUCAUGUUACUAGUAGCUGAAUCUAUGCCCCCUACAUCAGAGUUCGUUCCUUUAAUUGGUAUAUAUCUUACCGUUUCAAUGGCUGUAGCAAGUGUUUCAGUUAUACUGACUGUUGUUGUUCUCAAACUUCACCACUGCUCGCCAAAUCAGAAGAAAAUACCGAGAUGGGUUCGCCAUAUAGUGCUAGGAUAUCUGGCGAAACUGGUCAGGUGCGAAUGCAUAUCAACAAACUGUAAACUUUCGCGCAUGCGCAAAACGCCUUCAUCUGAUGCGGAAAUAGAUAUGAAGGAACUGCAAACGAAGCUGUUGAGACAAAUGGAAGCAGUCACUCAAAAGAAUGGAAACAAUUGCCUUAAUAGUGAAAGUGUUUCAAGAAACCACGUGGUGAAUUCUAACAUGAGAAACCCUUCAAUUAAUGACGUCAACACCAGUAAAAUGAAUCUUGAUUUACGUGAUUAUAGUGUUUCUAACAGAAGUUCCAUGGUGGAGGAAGAAUCCAGUGUCAAUUUAAGAAGGGAUAAAUCCAUGACAACAAUGGAGGAAAUUUUAAAAUACCUUAAGAUUUUGGUAGUGAAAAGUGACGCCGAGGACGCGGAAAAAGACGUUGAAGACGAAUGGAAGCAGGUGGCACUAGUUGUCGAUCGUCUGUUUUUCUGGACCUUUAUGCUCAUAACAAUAUUCUCGACGGUUAUCAUACUUGUCAUUGUGCCCUCAUUUAAAUAUGUUGCAGACGACGGGAUUUGAGUAACCUAGUCUAAUGAAAGUCUGCUUGUGACAAUACGGACAAGUUCGCAACUUUCCGUGUCUAAUAAAACUGAAGAUAUCAUUCGUGUGACCUUGACCAACGAAAAGUCUUGUCAAUCUACCGCUUUUAAAGUGAAUUUUAUAUUUAGUAAAAUUACAAAAUUGAUUGAAUUCUAAAGAUUAACAGUCAUUUUGAAAGCGUAAAUAACACCGUUGUCAUGGCGACAGUUUAUUCGCUUGAAUAUAUUCUAGUGGAAAAACGUAAUAAUAUUAUGCAUUUUUCAAGCCUUAAAAUUAAUAAUCAAGUUUUUGUUGUGUUUGUAAAAUAUGUCUUUGUAACCGGUGAGCAAAAAACCGGGAGUCUUUGUAUAGCUCGAUAUUGUGAGAAUGUCUUAGAACGGAAUAUAAAUCGUGGAAAAUGGUUAUCAUAGCACAUUUUGAAAGAACGUGAUAAUUUUAAAGUCAUGGUUUGAUAAAUGCUUACAAGUGUUAUAAGAAUUAAUAAAACGGGCCGUGUCC